AUCAUUUCUCACCAGCAGCAAGCUUCACUAUUUGAUCUCACUCCCUGACCUCAGCCAAAAUCCCAAAUCUUCUUUCUUUCCCCCCUCUAUUAGUUUCUUGCUGCAGAAGCAGUCACCUUAUUAGCAUUUACUAAAAAAAAUGCAUUGCCAGACAGGUUCAUGGGGUUCUUACGUGCCGACCACCAGGACUACAGUUGGGGAUCCAUUGGAGAGGAUAGAGAGGUUGGCUUCGGAGAAUGCGGUGGUUAUAUUUAGUAUUAGCAGUUGUUGCAUGUGCCAUGCCAUUAAGAGGCUGUUUUGUGGGAUGGGAGUAAACCCAACUGUGUAUGAGCUUGAUCAAGACCCUCGAGGGAAAGACAUGGAGAAGGCUUUGAUGAGGUUGCUUGGAAGUUCUCCUGCUGUUCCUGUUGUGUUUAUUGGUGGGAAACUUGUGGGUACAAUGGAUAGAGUCAUGGCUUCCCAUAUCAACGGCACUCUUGUUCCUCUUCUCAAACAAGCUGGUGCUCUCUGGCUUUGAUGAUCUUUGGCAUUCCUCAUUUAAAAAAAAAAAACUGAUAUAGGAAAGCAUGGCAGAGGAAGAGGAGUGAUAGUUUUGGAGUCUACUCCAUUUUGGAAUACAGCAGUAGCUGAUAUGUCUUUAGUCUCUCAAGCUUUUCCUUCUUUUUUUUCCUUCUUAUUGGUGUUUUACUCACAAGUGGGUCUUUUUGGUGUGCCCUUUGUUUCAAGUUUUAACUAGUCUUUGAUCUCAAGUGUGAAAUGUAAUGGCUGAUGGUUCCCUCCUCUGUACAAAGGAAACAAAUUAAAAUAGUUAUUUUCAAUGAGUUUCCGCUUAA
This is a messenger RNA of Gossypium raimondii (Peruvian cotton), 833 nucleotides long. Its product is annotated as glutaredoxin-C1. Gene Ontology annotation, biological process: anther development; negative regulation of DNA-templated transcription. Lineage: Eukaryota; Viridiplantae; Streptophyta; Magnoliopsida; Malvales; Malvaceae. Gene Ontology annotation, cellular component: cytoplasm; nucleus. The record is from RefSeq and is a predicted model, not a curated record. Bases 140 to 517 code for a protein of 125 amino acids. The transcript has a single exon.